This is a messenger RNA of Exophiala spinifera, 1899 nucleotides long. RefSeq lists its product as uncharacterized. Gene Ontology annotation, biological process: DNA-templated transcription. Lineage: Eukaryota; Fungi; Ascomycota; Eurotiomycetes; Chaetothyriales; Herpotrichiellaceae. Gene Ontology annotation, molecular function: DNA binding; zinc ion binding. The record is from RefSeq and is a predicted model, not a curated record. The coding region runs from base 1 to 1899 and encodes 632 amino acids. The transcript has 3 exons.
AUGACCAUGAUGGACGCUGCAGUAAUUGUCGCAAAUCCCAAGCAACUUGUCGGUAGACGAAAACUGCGCCGGCACAUGCGCAAUCGCGGGGAUGAUACCAACACUUCGCCGAAGAAAAUAUUCCCAAAUCGUAGAAAUUUAUCUAUGCAUACGCUUCGCAGUCCCAUCGAACUGACAGCCAGUGAACAUGGUAGACCAACAUUAGGAGAAUCCGAGUCAGAGCCACCAAAAGAGCCAACCAAGCAACCAGCAAACACGACUGCCGUGAAGGAUUAUCAUCUCAGGCCAUUCGACACUUCCAUCAACGACGCUGCGUAUAUUGCGGAUCACUCAAUCCUGCAAGCCCCGGCUGGUGGACAUACCCAAGAUGUCCCCGUAGUAGAGCCAUCAUUUCUAACAGACACUCCAAAGACCCUGGACAUGAUCCUUCAGGUAUCAGAAGCCGAUAUUCUUCCUCCCCAACCACUUCGCGGAGCUUUGAUCGACUCAUUCUUCAGAUGCCUGGCUGAUAGUUUUCCCAUGAUUGAACGAGACGAACUUGACUCGCCCAGAGCAUCGACUCUACUCCAACAAGCUGUUUGCUUCGCGGGCAGUCUUAUUCGGCCAUCGAGCCCGCAAUGGUCACUUGGCGACACAAAGGCAUUGUACGACAAAGUCAUGCUCUUGAUCUCAAUUCAUUACGAGAGAAAUGCCCUCACAGUCCUUAAAGCAAUGUGUCUUCUGACUCUUUGGAGUCCCAAAUCUCCCAACCGAGUCAGCCUUGUAGGGCCCUGGCAUGUGACUGGCUCAGCUUUACGCCUCGCUAUACAGAUGGGAAUGCAUUGCAAAUCUACAUUACUGGGUAAAGCAGAUACGAGUUGCCGCCUAAAGAUAAUCUGGAUGCUCCAUGCCAGCGAUUGUGUGCUGUCGAUGGUCUACGGUCGACCUCCACUAUUGCGUCCGGAGGACCUGGAUAUUCCAGUUCUGACCAAAGACAACUAUAGUGUCCUCACACAGGGGGCACUGGCCUUUAUGGCAGAUAUGACCCUGUCUCGUAUCAUGGGCGAAAUCGCAGAAUUGACGUCCAGAAGUCGCCUCUCCUCUGAGCAACAGCAGCAGUUCCAUGAGUCCCUCAAGUCAUGGGUGUGCGGCCUUCCUGCUGAGAUCAGCCUCUACGCUGAAGGAAUCAGGAUGCCAUACCACUUUUCCACUUUCGAGGUGCACAUAGCGUAUCUCGGUACCAUUAUACUCUUGCAGGUCCUCACACCUGGAUCUGGAAAGCAGCUGGUAUGCUCAAUCGCAUCGGUUAUUGCCGCUGUCACGAUGGCAGAUCUAUACGAGGACAUUCUUUGCAGAGACCAAGCACCAUUUCUCGCUGCGAUACACGGUUUCUUUUGCACGGUAGCAGCCAUUCCCUUACUACAGUACAAACCAGCCUCUCCGGAAUGGGAGACAAGACGUGUUGCCAGCUUAGACGUGAUUUGCUCUGUUGUAAGCAACCUAGAGAACAAGUUUGGCCUGGCAUUCACGGCGAGUCGGAAGAUUGCCCAGUUGAAGUCUGACCGAGCAAAUGUGAUUGAGCCUCAAAAUUCUACAGCCAAUGGAUCUCCCGGCCCAGGCAACUAUAGGCUGGGCACUAGUGAAAUGGCUGAAUUGGAAGCACUUUUCCCUUCACUGAACCACUGGUGUCCCGGCCUCGAGACAAUAGCUGCAGGUGUAGAUGCCGACAUCGUGCAGGAUUCAAUGACACCUACCCUGGACUCCUGGAACAUGGACACAGUUCUUGGUGAGCCAAGGUCCAUCCUCGAUGAACUAGGUGGUCCGUCCGCAUUCAUGGACACAUUGUUCAACGGUAACGACCUUUUUGACGACAUGGCUCUCGAAGAUGCAACGGUACACUCGUAUGAGUCACGAUGUUGA